Messenger RNA from Ceratina calcarata, 10006 nucleotides. RefSeq names its product tudor domain-containing protein qin (gene qin). Gene Ontology annotation, molecular function: zinc ion binding. The coding region runs from base 4449 to 9257 and encodes 1602 amino acids. NCBI's taxonomy places the organism in Eukaryota, Metazoa, Arthropoda, Insecta, Hymenoptera, Apidae. The record is from RefSeq and is a predicted model, not a curated record. The transcript has 24 exons.
GCGGACGCCGUAUUCAGAUGAUGUUUUUUCGUUUGCAAUACAAACCGGAAAGCUGGGGGGCUUUAAUAAACUUCCCGGGAUUUUCCUCGCCCCGUUCGAAUAACUGUUACCUAUUAGCUGUCAAGCGCACGCUUACGAGUUUAACAAGUCACGCGAAUAUAUGUAACGCAGCACUAUACAUAUGUAUAAAUCUGAGAUGUAGAUGUAAGGGCAAAGGUACAAAAUAUGUCGUGGGAAAAGGGGAUGAAACGGAAACAUUUAAAAUAUAAUAUUUCGUGUUGUGACUUGACGGGCACUUUACAUGCAUCAUUGUUUCGAAUCGAAUCAAUUCGAAAGGUUGCAAAAUCUAAGGCUCGACCAAGAUAUCGGCUCGUUUCGUAAGGAAGGUGCAAAAAAUGAGCAAGCAAACGAUUCUAAUCGGAACGGUUGUGACGGCACGUCUGUGCUGGCGUCGCGAUGCACUAAAGGAGUAUACGUAUCUACAUAUGUACGUUGGUGUCAUUAAUGAAACGCGGUGGCAUGAAGUAUCCUACAGUGUAUCAUCGAUGUCGAUGAACAAUGGCCGGCCGGGCUCCGGCGUGUUAUUCGAGCAUCUAGUUAUACACGGUUAUUCAGAAAAUUGUGCUUGAAUGAAGUGUGCAUGGCUGAUUAAAUAAUACCAGGACAGUGCAAUAACGAUUUCAUCAAUUUAUUGCGCAUCAUCGAUUGAACCUAACUCUGGCUCUAUUAAUUUACCGAGAUUGGGCCCAGAGGGCAUCAAUUUGUAGCCGUCGGUUUGCUAACAGCACGCGCUUCGCCAAAUUGCGAGGCCGCGAUGAAUCGACGAAUAGGCCGUGAUACCGGCGGAACUCCGUCCCCAAUUUUCCGUCCACAAAAUUAUAAAUUCAAUCAUAGAACGUGAAUGUAAAAACAAGGGAGAAACGGAAAACACCUUCUGUCAACUGUUGCCGGUUUUCGAUCAUGACAAACCGGAUGAUCCGUAGUUUCGAACAAAGAAUAUCGCGUACCUUUCACGAUCUAUUUUGAAAGUGCACAAAAUGAAGCGACCUGAAGUGAAUAAAAUGAAAUCGCGGUAACGAAGGAAAGGUCUUUCGCGGUUUUACCGCUUGACACAGGGACGAACCGUGACACCGUGACGUCGCGAACACUUUAAGUCGGAAAUGUCGAAUUGUGAAAUGUUUUCACUCGACUCGGCACGAAAAGCGCACACUAAUGAAUUUGGGAAAGGGCCUGUAAACAUUCGCUGAUUGCUCGAUUCGUUCCCGUACGAAUAAAUACUGGGCUUGUGGCAAACCGGGAAUACAGCAACUGGAUGCCAUCCUUGUUUCGAACUCCAUCGUGCUACGCUUCCAGUUUUUUAAAAAUAGUUUCGUUACAUUCAUAUUCCAUUUUUUAGAUGAGUAAUAAAACUUACAAUAACGAGGGGAUGAGUUUUAUGACGAGUCGUAAUCUCAUCCCGUAGGGAAUCGUUCACAUCGUAUUAUAUUUUCUUCGGCUGCAAGGAAUUUAAUUAUUACUUCUUUUCCUAAAAUAUUAAACAUUUUUUAAUAAAACUAAAAAUAACGAUAUUUGAUGAAUCGAUUUCUUCUAAUAUUUCACACAAUAAGUUAUUAAACGUAUACACCGUAAAGAGAGUAACGGAAUGAAACGAUACAAGUCGAAAAGGCAAGAUAUUAUGUCAAUGUUCAUUUUUUAUGUGAAAUAAACGAAAAGGAAAAGCAGCUGCUGGUUAUGCAGUCAUUGUAUGACCAGAUCGACAGUUUUCGAACUCAAUAUUUCCUCUCGUUUUAGCAAAGAAGUUAUUAAUAAAACUGUUUUCCCGUUCAGCAACUAAUGAUUAAAAUUCGUCGAAACAUUGUGUACACGGUUACUACGAAACUAAUUCGCUAUAAUUGGAAGAUUUUUUGUCCGAUACGUUCGAGUCUUGGAAGGAUGUAACCCAUUUUCCGUAUCAGAAACGUGAAAGAACGAGGUGGCGGGGGAUGGGAAAAAAGGAAGUGAAAGGGAGGCAGAGACGCGAGCCUAAGAAAAACAAGUCCUCGUCAUUGUUGUCGUCGACAAUGUAGCUAUACAUCUCCAUCGAAACACGUAUCGCAACGAACUCGUAUAGACGUUGCGUUAAACUGCGAAGAAAGCGAAGCACGAGAGUCGUUGUUCACAUGGAAACUGGAGUGAGUUCACGGAGAAGUAUGUGCUGGAAAGGAACAGGCCGUAGCUGAAGGGGAUUACAGGAGGCAGAAUACUGGAAAGAGCAUCGCCACAGCUAUCGACUCUUACUUAGUCAUCUUCUUCGCUGCGGGUAUAUAUCUUCGUGGUUCCGAAUAUACAGCUUCCAUGCAAUCAACCAACUUACCGAGUGGGAGACGAGGAAUCGUAGUACAAUUGAUCGAACCAACGAGAAGUUGUUAGGCCCGCUUCAGACGAUCGUUAUAUUUUUGCUGCGAAUUUGUAUACGUUGACUACGUAGAUAGACAUGUUAACGAGGGAAAAGUUGCUCAUCUGAAGCCAGGUUCAAUUUCUUUCCCACCGUCGUACCCUGUCACAAUGAUUUCGAUCUCGUAGUUUAGGUCAUUGAAGACCAGUGAAAUGUCCAAGAGAGAAAGUAACAUCCGUCGUUAUAUCGUCGACUGCAACGUCAGACUUUGGGAGUUGCGUUUGCUAAGACGGUAAACAGGAAUACGAUCGAGCAAUGCGCAAUUAAAAAAAGGAAAGCAAAUCUUAUUUCUAAUCGAAUCAUCGGCGGAGUUCAUUAUCAGCCGUUCCGGGAUUUGCCCCGCUGCACAGUUGUCUCAUCGACUUUCCACGGCGCGCCGUGCGACGGCGUUUUCCCUCGAGGGAGAGACCGUUUCCCGGCCAGGCACGAGAAAGAAGGAUUAACUGUGCGUCGGCGGAGCAAAAGUAGAAUGGGAACGAGGCGGAGACCAAGGAGUCGCGUGCCAGACGGUCGUCUACCUCUGCCUAUGACUCGUUUCGCAGCUCUAAAACGCGCGUAGAUGUGCCUCUUCCUUUCAGCGACAGCGCGGUUGGAGGAAAAUGAGGAAUGUCUGCUUCGUCUGGUACCUAAUCUAGGUCAACGGAAUUGAAUGUAAAAUCAAGACGUAUUAUUCUAGUUGCAUUGACAAGACCAAAUCUAUUCAAAGUAAUACCAAGUACGGUACUGUGGCUAUAAAUUAAAUAUUCACCUAAUGAGAAUGUGCAGAUCUAACUUUACGUUGUGCAGUAGUUUAAAUGACUGAUGUUGCAUAUUAAAUUUUAAAGUAUUUUAAGCACAGCUGCAUUUAAUUCUGUUUCUAAUAUUCCCUACCAUUAAAAAUGCACCUUUCAAAGGUGCGAAUGUAAUGGAAUACAUUAUUCGUUUCAUGUCUAGAAAUGUAUAGCAACGAAUAAAGUUCCAGUCUAAAUCAUCAAGCGAUUACACGAAAAAAUGCAGUGAAACGCGUAUUAUUCAAAUUUAAUGAGUUUGUAUCACUCGGAUAUCGAAUUUUUUGAUACAUUCAUUCCUUACGCCCAAUUACAAUCGCAUUUUGAACGGAUAUGCAAAAAUGAUAUUGAGUAAGUAUACGAUCUUGCGCCUUGCCAUUCCUUUAUUCGUACGAGUUCACGAGGCACGCUCGAAGAAUUUGUUCCCGCGAGCCUGAAAUUCCGCUUUCUCGACUCCUCCUAAGCGCAUUCUAGUUCCUCUCUAUCUAGCUAACAAGUCUUACUUUAAUAGUAGGUAUACACGGUUUGCUGCGUGUACGUGAUUGCACGAGGUGGCAUAUAAAUAAGCGAUUUGAAGAAACGGUUAGAACGCUGCCGUUGUUGAAUUAUCCUCGGCGAUCGAUCAUGCUUUUAUCACGUAUUACAACGAUGAAUCCGGGUGCGAGAGAGGCUGAACACCAACCAGGAAGUAAUAGACGAAGUGAUAGAGUUGAACUCGGUGAAUUUUUAUGGAUAAAUCGAUGUUGCACGCGGAAAGGGCAAAGUGGUGAGAGAGGGGAGCGGUCGGUGACGCGCGUGCAAGAGGAAAGGAAGGGAAAAUAGAGAGAGAGAGAGAGCGCGUGAGUUGAACAGGAAGGCGCGAGACUGGGCCGUGGGAAGGAACGAGACAAAGGUUCAAGCGACUGAGGAGAAGGGAGACGCAGCAAAAGAGAGACGGAGACGAGUGAGGUGAAAUGUGUGCACGCGCUGCUCCGUGUAACAGAGACGGCGAGAAGUAAAGGGCGCUAAAAUCUGGGGCGGGGAUAGAUCCGGAGGCUUUUGCGCUGUACACGCGACCUUGAAUGCCAGCCAGCCUAGACCUUGCCACAGCUCUUUCGCAUGGCUUGUACUAGUCCAGAGACCACUUCGUUCCCUACAUACGAUUUCGACCUUUACGCGGUGUUAUUCCUGUAUUAUUAAAAUGUGGACAUGUGAUAUGUGAUAAGUGUGAAAGAGGUUGCAAUGAAAAGCUUUGUCCUUUGUGCAAUAUGGUUUCAACGUCUGCCGAAAACCAAACUUCCUCCUUGCCGUUAAACAUAUAUGCUCUAGGAUUAAUGAUCAUGUCACACAAUAGACCAAUUGAUGUAGACGAUUGUGAUAUUUCUUUUUCUAAGCCAUACAGUUCAAAAGCAAAACAACAAUCGUUUAUAGGCUUGUGCCAUGAAUGUGGAAUUCAUGCUACUAUAAAGUGUCUACAGUGUGCUGCUCUUUAUUGUCAUAUUUGCUAUGCCAAGAUCCAUAGAAGAGCGUUGCAAAAUCAUACAAAAGUUAUAUUAGGAAGCAACAAAGAGAAUGUGUUCAUUAUAAAAAAUACGUGUUUAGAUACAUGUAGCGAGCCAUUAGGAUAUUAUUGUGAAAGUUGUGACGUAGCUGGAUGUUCACACUGUAUGUUACGCAUGCAUAGCCAGCAUAAGUCCCAGCCGUUAAAACAAAAGAACGAGGAACGCAUGGAAGAAUUCAGUGAGGUGUUUUAUCGGGUCUCUGAGAGCUAUUACAGAAUUCAACAGUCGCGAAAGAAACUAACUGUGCUAUCAUCCCAACCGAGCGAGAUGCAAGAUAUCGUGGAAAACAUAGAAUCUAAAGUCACACAACAUUUUAGUUACUUGCAUGGUGUUCUCCAAAACUUAGAAUCGGAGAUCAUUAACUCUAUACGGAAAUACGAGGAUAUCCGUAAAAAGAAUAUCGACGAGAUUUCCCUAGAGUUAAAGCAACACGAAGAUCGAUUGCAAUCUGCUCUUAUGGCUGAGGCACACAUAAAAAACUCUCUCGACAAGGUAGACAUUAAGCAGAUUAUUGAGCAAUUUGAAACAUUAUCUAAGACUCCUUGCCACUUGGUACUGAAUUCUGCGCCAGACGAUUCAUUUGAAUUUGAAUAUGACAGCAACAUUGUUGAAAUCUUGGAAAAGCAUUGUGCGAUACAUGUUCCGGAAGCAUCUAGUUACACCUUGAAACAAACGGAUUCACUUCCAGAGGAUUACAACUUGGAACCAUACAUUCCGAAAUUGGACAUUAGCGUCUCAAGACAAUCGGAAAAGUCUGUAGCGUCUACUAGAAGCACGGGAAUUAGUCAUUCUCCUACCAUUGGAUCUUCAGAGACGGUACGCGUCAGUCAUGUGGUGGACCCAUCUCAUUUUUAUGUCCAACUGGCCCAAAACCAGAAAAAAAUAAUGGGUAUUACUAAAGGAUUAGAAGUUCUAGUGAACACAGCUGCGACAACGCCAACAGAGAUUACAAUAAAUGAAUUAUAUAUUGUACAACAUUCCGAAAACUCAGAUUGGUAUCGUGCGCGUAUCAUAGACAAGAAAACGCAGGCGAACGGAGAGGAAAGAUACACGGCGACAUUCAUUGAUUACGGCACAAGAGAGGAAAAUGUAUCAUUAAAGAAUAUAAGAAACAUCUCACCGGAAUUAGCUAGUACACCAAUGAUGGCCUUUAAAUGUUCAUUACACGACAUCGUGCCCAACAAUGGUAAAUGGCAUCCGGAGGCCAUUACCACGUUCAAGGAUCUUGUGUUCUCAAAUAUGAUGGUGUCCAUGCGUGUUAUACAUAAUACUGGUGAUACGUAUUAUGUGGAUCUAUGUGUGGUAUCUGCGAAAGACUCCAAUUUGACAUAUGUGAAGGACUCGUUAAUAUACAUGAAAUACGCUACUUGUGUUACGCCAAACAAGUUGAUGAGAAUGAAUCCUGGCUUGACAAAAAAAUAUUACAAGGAACAACUGGAUAUGGAUGCAUUCACGAAAGUUAAUCUUUUGAGUAUUGAUUCGCCUAACGCAAUAUUUGUCGAGAAAGCAGAUGCAAACAGAGCGUAUUUAUGUAACUUGAUACAAGAAUUAACGAACGAUUGCGACCAAGAUGAGUAUUGCAAUUUUACUUCAAUGCCUAGCAAGGGUAUGCCAUGUGCUGCUCGAAGAUCGGACAAAUAUUGGUAUAGAGGUUUAAUACAGGAAGUUACAGAAAAUGCAGCAACGGUCUUUUUCGUCGAUCUGGGACAUACGUUGCAUAUGGAAUAUUCGGAGAUCAAACCGCUUCAUACAAAGUAUAUGAGCUGCACGACACAGGCUAUAAAAGUGAUGUUGAGAAAUAUAAAACCAAAGUCUGAAAAUGACGAAUGGGGAGAAGAAAGCAAAGAAUUUCUGAGAACAGUGUUAAAUAAAACAAAAAGAAUCAGAGUCAUUCCUCACGAAAAAUUCGGAGAUGCCUACAGUGUAACCAUGCUCAUCAACGAGAAAACGAAUGUUGCUCAAUUGUUACUGAAAUAUAAUCUGGCAAUCUCUUACAAUUCGAGCGCAAGGAAUAAUAGAAACAAGAGAAAUAAGAAGCAUGAUAAAUCGUUAAUAAAUACCAUGGGAAAAUGUUUGGAAUUACAGGAUAACGAUCAAUCAUUCAAUGCAAAAUCAGUAAAGUCAAGCGUAAGAAAUUCAGAGAAUAACGAGGAUCCUUUUAAAAUAAAUGUUGAUAUACAUCAAGUGCAGUCUCCAGACUGCAUUUACGUAUCUGAGACCACGUGCGAUCGAAAAGACGUGGAAUCGAUGAUGAGAAGUAUGCAAGAAUUUUACGCCAAGUAUCAUUCGGCAAAGCAUAAUUGGAACAAAGAUAGUGUUUGUACAGUUUAUUUGGAAAAAAGUGAAAUGUAUUAUCGCGCCCGAAUCGUCGAUAUUAAAUCCGAUGAUAAAGUGACCGUAUUUUUAUACGACAUAGGAAUCGAAGAGACUGUUCCGAUGGACAAAAUACAGUCAUUGUAUCCGCGUUACGCGAAUACACCCACACAUAUUUUUAAGAUAAAGUUGACCGGUAUACUGCCUUGUGGUGGAUCUAAUACAUGGCCAACGUUCUCGUGUCAAAAACUGUCCGAAAUUAUAAACAACAAUCACAAUUGCAAGUUUUACAUAUCUAAAGUGGACGAGGAAGAUAUGGAAAAUGGCGCGAUACCCGUUGAAUUAUGGAUAAAACAAUUGGUAAUUGACGGACCCUUGUCGCCGUCCAGAUACGAAAUUAAUUCAAUCAACAGAUUGCUCGUCGAGAACGGAGUCGCCUUGCCAAUAAAAGAAUAUGCGAAAAAGAGGGACAAGAUUUUAGCCAUUGAAUUAAAACGAGAAUUAAGUAAAAAGAUUGAACUUUUGUCCAAGUCCGAGUCGGACGAGAACUGGAUAUCACUAGAUGGUGUUAUCCAAGCAUUAAGUUCUCUAGACGAAUUUGUUAAAAAGUCGUUGUCUACGUCAUCGGAUAUGAAUUCCCACGCGGAAACUAAUGAUGACGAACAGGAUUUUACGGAUUUACUCGAUAAUUUACCAUCACUUCCAAGAUUAUCGUCUUGGCUGCCAGCAGAACCAAUAGAAGCUGACGUAUUUAUCGCCAUACCGACAUAUAUAGACGAUGACGGCUUCGUUUAUCUCCACUCGAUAAACCAAAAUUCACGCUCCCUAAAACAUAUAGAAGAACAAUUGGAAAAUCUAUAUGAGCGGCCUCCAAUAGAAUCGUGUGAUUCGUUAUGGAAUGUAGGAGAUUUGUGCAUUGCACAGUACCAUACAGACAACAAGUGGUAUCGAGGGAAAAUUAUAGAAAUUCUAAACGACGAUGUAGUCAAAGUAGAGUUUGUCGAUUAUGGAAACGUUGAGGAAUGUUCGAUUGGAACUUUAAAAAAGAAAGUAAUUUUGGAAAAUAUCCCAAUCCAAUGUACAAAAUGCACUGUCUACGGUUUAUAUCCGGAAAAUGAAAAAUGGUUGACAAGUGAUUUAGAUAGAAUUCACAAUAUUAUUAUUGAACAAAAGUGUGAAGUAACCGUCAUAGACAGGACUGAGAAGCAUCUCGUUAUCUCCAUCGAUAUCUUGCCGAACAAGUAUUGCAAGAAGAAAACUGAUUUGAUCGCAUAUCUCACACACAAUUGUAAAAUGAAUAUCAAGCCUAUAGAAAACACCUUGAUGGAACAAAGGAUAGCAGCGGAAUCCGAAUUUAUGGAAGAUACGAUUACCGAAUUUAUGGGAAACAUAACACCUUCGUCGGAUGAGGAAGAAAUAGAACCGAUUAUUUGUAACAAUCCUGCGGCAAAUUCGUUCGCAGACACUAUCGAGAAAAGCGACAGUAGUACUACUAUCGAAAACUUUCCUUUGGUUACUUCGACACCUUAUACCGGUUCACAAGAAAUCCUUUCAGACAAGUACAAGCCUCUGAAUAUACCAAAAGAUGUAGUCUACAUUGAAAUAGAAAUGUGCUGCAAUCUUACUGCAACUGAAUUUUUUGCUCACUUACGAGAAAAUGUUCAUUCGACGGUUUUGAAUUCAUACUAUACACAGUACAAAUUCUUAAUGACCGAAUUACAGGAAAAAGCAUCCAAGCAACCAAUGAUUACAACAUUUUCACCCAAUACACCGUGUUGUGCAAAAUUUUCCGUUGAUGAUCGUUGGUACCGUUGCAUUAUAAGUGAAUCUAAACUUGACUUAGAUUCGGGCUAUAUUGUGAUUAAUUUGUUGUAUAUCGAUUAUGGCAACAACGAAUAUAGACAAAUAAAUCCUCAGGAGUGUGAAUUGUACGCUUUGAAAAAGGAAUGGUUAAAUGUACCUCCCAUGUCCAUGAAAUGCAAAUUAUGGAAUAUAGAAAUUGCCCCUACAAUAGAACAGAAUAACCCGGUACUAAUAGCUGAACUGGAGAAAUGUUACAACAGACCCAUCAUAGCUGUAAUCAAAGAACUUAAUGAAAGGUUCAAGAGCGUUGAACUCUACGAGGAUAAAAAAUGCGAAAAACUUUUACUUAAAAAACUUAUCGAAAAAGGUUUACUCGUUCGAAUAAACGAGGAUGAGUGAAAGACUGCUUUUUAAAUGGCGACUACUGUAAUCUAAUUUUUAUUCUUCUACUUUUAGUGACAAGUUUGUUUAUAUUCGUACGAGUUUCAACUUUCAGAAUGAUAUUUUUCAUGUUCCUUACCUAUAUAUACCUUUCAUUAUUAACGUAAACAGAAAUUUCUUUUAUACUAGAUAAUUUACUAUAGCAGAAUACGAUUACUAGACUGCAGAUUUUUAUACGAAAUCAUAUAUAUUUUAAGGAAUGUAAUCUGUUUAUACAGAUAUUUCACUUGAAAUAUUUUUGGAAUCGCACAGUGGGCGCAUUUUCUUUUAUUACAAUUUUCUACAAUCGCAUAGAAAUCCGCAGUGUAAUGAUUGUACAUUAUACUUCCGUAUUUUGUUUUUAAUUCAAUGAACUGUUACUCUUUAUUUAAAAGCAAAAUUUUCAUUACAAUCAACGUUGCGCGCUCUUGGCAAUUUGUUCCUUGAGUAGUAAAAUACUCUGUCGCUGUUCAGGUGGUAGCAUGGCUAUUUGUUCAUCCGAUAACUGUAGCACUUGCAUUAUCAAAGCCGCCUAGAAUAGGAAUAAGAAUAAUUACUUGCAUAUUUAGUUAUAAAAGGCGUAUUUUCUGCACUCAAUGAGAAGGUUGGAUAUUUUCCAAAGAUGUUUAUGAAAGACAUUAAGUAUUACAAAUACCAAGUCUGUUUAGUCGUAAAUCACAUAUUUACACAUAUAAAAGUAAAAUAAAUAUAAUGUUUGAUAUUUUUUA